Messenger RNA from Lachancea meyersii CBS 8951, 396 nucleotides. The record is from the annotation of a GenBank genome assembly. NCBI's taxonomy places the organism in Eukaryota, Fungi, Ascomycota, Saccharomycetes, Saccharomycetales, Saccharomycetaceae.
AUGUCCCGGGUAGUUAAGCAGCUUAAGUUUUUCAACCGAAUCAGUGCGACGACUUUGGAGCCCCAGGUUGUGUUGAAUGCCGAAAAGUAUUCUGGCCUCAAUUUGACUUUCCAAUAUCAAAACCACAAUGGCCACAUGGGUGCUAGGAAGUUUUGGCGUGAGUUUCUACCUACCUUGCAAUUUUACAACCCAGAAGUGAAAUUCCAGGUCACCAGAGUGAGAAACGAGGACAAAAAAAAUGCCAGCGUUCCAUGCGUCUUGGAGGUCAUCGACAAAGAGGGGAAGCCCGUGAGCUCGCUCGAUAUGCGCAACAAACAGGGCUUGGAGAUCAUGCAAGAGCUGCUUUCACAGCUCGAACACGAAAGGGUGGCAGAAGAGGACAUCGUGAAGCUCUAG